AUGUUUCCUCGGUCUUUCUUUGUCGUCUCGAAGCAUUGUGCAAUAGUGUGUCUGAAGCAAGGCUUGGAGCUCGCGGAUGCCACCAUCUCUCGUGACGAACGCUGCAUCACCGCCACUAUUAAGGACGCUAAUCACACCAUAUGCCAGAUAGCUAAUGUGUACAUGCCCGUGCACAGAGCCCAUCGCUAUGCUUUCCUGGAGGAGCUGAUGUCCAUGCCCUUCUGGUCUGAUAUGCUUGACUCCCAGUGGAUCUUGCUUGGGGAUUUCAAUAUCCAUUUGCAUGAUGCGGUCGAAGCUCGUCUCCCUAGAGUCCAACCUUUUGUUGAAUGGCUGAACACUCAUUUUUUCAACUGUUUUCCAAAAGGCACAAUGACUCUCCCUAAAGCUGGCACCACCAUUGACUAUGUCUUUGCUCCUCCUCCUAUGGCGACUCGUAUCAUCAACACUCAGACUCACCACAUUCCACCUGAGUGGACCGAUCACAGCCUCCUCACAAUCGAUCUGGUCACCUCUGGCGUCCAGUUGGGUCCUGGCAGCUGGCGUUUGAAUCCGUACUUGCUUGAGAACCGUGAAUUCCAAGCCCUUUUGGAUAAAACCGUGGAUAUGUUUUUGGCGUCUGACUAUUAUACGACAGAUGUGGCUGAUAUGGGUGUCUCUGCUCAGGAGAAGUGGGAAUCUCUCAAGUCGAUCAUCAAGUACUGUGCCAAACAGUUCACCAAAGGCCAGAAGGCUCGCUUCAAAGCUCGAGUCUCCCACCUCCAACGUGAACGGGAACAGCUACUUGGGACCCCGGAGGAGUCGGCAAGGAUCAAAAGACUGGAGCAACUGAUUGAGCAACGGAUUCAAGAUGACACUCGUCAAGCUAUGCUGCGUUCGGCUACUCGUUGGCUGGAAAUGGGAGAGCAGAACAACAAAUACUUUUUCAAUGUGAUCAAGGAUCGUGAGGCGCAACAAACCAUCCAGUCCCUGAAAAAGGCUGGCACUGGAGAGAAGCUGACAGACAUGGGCGACAUUCUCCAAGAAGCUCGUACUUUCUAUCAGGAUCUCUACACACCUGAAGACAUUGAUUUGGCUGCCGUCAACUCUCUCUUUGACAAUAUCCCUGCUGAUGCGAAGCUACAAGAAGCUGAGGCAGACCGGCUGAUUGAACCACCCUCCACAGACUCUGUCUUGCUGUUACUGGACCAUGCACCCAAGAACAAGUCUCCUGGUUUGGAUGGCCUUCCGUUUGAGGUGUAUCGCUAUUUGGCGGCGAAGUUCCCUGCUGUUCUGCUUCUCUUGCAGCAAGUGCUGACUGAUGCGCUGCGUGGUGUCUUCCCUGACUCUUGGAAAGAAACGAGGAUGGUACUGCUGUUCAAGAAGGGCGAUCCAGAGCUCCUCAAGAACUGGCGACCUCUCUCGAUGAUCAAUAGCGAUGCUAAGCUGUUCACCAAGAUGUUAGCCAACCGGUUCAAACGUGUCCUCUCCCGAUUGAUUACGCCGUACCAAACAGGCUUUAUGCCUCACCGGCUCAUCUCGGACAAUGCGUGGUUGAACCAGACGCUGAUGACCAACCUCCGUGAUGCAGCUCCUCAGGAUCCCAAUGUCGCCGUACUCUUGGAUCAAGAGAAAGCCUAUGAUCGGGUCAAUCCGACUUAUCUGGCGAUGGUUCUUCGUCAGUUUGGCUUCCCGGCAUCGUUGGUAUCCAGUGUGUCAAGUCUGUUCUUUGGUACUCGUAUCUCCUUGUCAAUCAAUGGGUGGUUGGGCGCCCCCAUCGAUCAACAACGUGGUUUACGACAGGGUGAUCCGUUGUCCCCUUUGCUGUUCAACCUGGCUUUCGAGCCGUUCCUUAGAACCAUCUUGGCCUGCCCUUCUCUUCAAGGCGUCUCAAUGUCUACCGCUGUCCGUGCUCCUCUCGCAGGGCGUAUCUCUCGUGCCUCCUCUCUCGUGCCGGUCCAAGGCGACCAUGAUCUCCUACGCGCUCCGGCGACCCCUCCACGGGUGAAGCUGUUGAGCUAUGCCGAUGAUCUGGAAGUCUUCCUGACUUCUACGGCGGAAUGGCCUGUGCUGCUGUCUCUUUUGUCGCUCUAUGGCAAAGCGUCCAACGCCAAGGUCAAUUUGGAGAAAACCGUGCUGUUGUCGCUGUCAGGCGAGGCUCAUGCUGAUUGGAAGCGAGUGACGGAAACGUCUAACAUUGAGUGGUACGACAGCUCGUCAGUUGGCUCUGUGAGGUAUCUAGGUUACCCUCUGUAUCAUACAGAGGAGCAGUUGCAGCAUUUCCUGAAUUCCGUUACCGUGAAGAUUCAACGUCAUUGCAAUCUGCUCACCAAGCGGCAGCUAUCCAUUCGUGGAAAGGGUUUAGUGGCGAAUUCCCUUCUGCUGUCUCGCUUGUGGCAUCUCCUGCGUGUGGUUGUGGUUCCUGACAAGUGGCUGGAGGAGAUACAGCGCGUGGUACGCCAGUACAUCGUCUCGUUUUGGCCUACUGUGGCUUGGGAUUCUCUCUGCCUUCCUAGGAAGCAUGGAGGUAUUGGUCUGGUUGACAUCAAGAAGCAACAUCUCGCCUUGCAUCUCAUAUAUGUCAAGCGUCUGCUUCGUCCCAGAUCCCCAGCGGAUUUCCUCACUCCCUGGCUGAUGUAUACAUUCCAUGUAUACUCAGGUCAUGCUACUGUGCUGCCUUUGCUGCUAUACCCACGUACCUGCUGGCCGCGUGUGCGGAAAUGCCCUCACUUGGAGCAUCUGGCUCGUCUACUCACUCGUUUGCCUCCCUUGACUCUCACUCCUGAGUGGCCGUCUUGGUGGCUCCUAGAUCUGCCCUGGUUACAAGUAUGCUCCCUGUCUCCCACAGCGACUUUGCCUUUGACUAGGAACAGUGACAAACUGCCACCUCAUGCCUUGAUUGCCAGCCUCUUGAGCGUGCUCCCCGACUCCCACAUCUUGGUUUGCGUGCGCCCCCGUGAUACUGCUGCAUUGCAACAUCUGUUCAAUGCCUUGUGCCCCAUCGAGGGUCCUCCUGUUUGGGUUGUCCCUGCUCCUCUCAGGUCCGUCAUGGCCUUCACCGCUCCAGAGCGAACCGCACUGCUGGAGAGUUCCACUACCCCCUCUCCACCCACGGCUAGCUUUUCGCAUUGGUUCAUCACCACUGGCCCUCGCUCAAAAGCUACAGUGGACAAGAUCACUCUCGGGGCGUUACGCCGUUCCUGGCAUCCGUCAUUUGACAUGUUGCGUCGCCCAGCCCAUCCUCCUGGCUAUCGCCCACCACAUCUCCUGCUUCCUCCUCACCUCUGGCGUGAUUUCUGGUCUCUCUGUCUCCCGCCCAAGGCAUUUACACCGUGGUGGCGUUUGCUGCAUGGACAUCUCUCGGUGCAGGUUCGCCUGCACUCCAUGAACCGUGUGAAGUAUCCUUCCCCACUGUGUAAGAUGUGUCAUGAAGCAACUGAAGAUGAAUACCAUAUGGUCAUUGGCUGCAGUAUGAAGUCCCUCUUCUGGUAUGAGUUUGUCUCUCACCUUGGUCUUGCUGAUCUGUUCCCUACGGACGAGGCCAUCUGGAUUGGGUUGACCACCCUUCACGGCCAGGACAACAAUCCUCUGGACAUUUCCAUCUUGGAACUUCUCGGCGCUGCCUUCUCAUCUAUCUGGCAACAUCAUUGGGGCUGCACAAUUGAUGGUAAAUCUUGGAUCACUCGGGCUGUUUUCUCCUCUUUUCUGGAAGAUCAUUCCAAGUUAAUUUCUUCUUUCUUAGACAUGUAA
This is a messenger RNA of Mucor velutinosus, 3726 nucleotides long. It is a transcript of the gene BRF1, whose product is annotated as transcription factor TFIIIB subunit brf1. The transcript has a single exon. The record is from RefSeq and is a predicted model, not a curated record. Bases 1 to 3726 code for a protein of 1241 amino acids. NCBI's taxonomy places the organism in Eukaryota, Fungi, Mucoromycota, Mucoromycetes, Mucorales, Mucoraceae.